Molecule: messenger RNA, 645 nt
Organism: Acanthosepion pharaonis
Lineage: Eukaryota; Metazoa; Mollusca; Cephalopoda; Sepiida; Sepiidae
Source: the annotation of a GenBank genome assembly
AUGAUUUUUGGUCAUUGGGCCGAGGCUGUUCAUCAUCUUUUUUUUUUCUUUCACUUUUCUAAUUUUAAUGAAAGGUUUCUUUCUUUCUUUCUUUUUUUCUUUCUUUCUUUUUUAUCCUUUUUUUCUUUCUUUUUUAUUCUUUUCUUUUUCUUUCUUUCUUUGCCUUUCUUUCAAGUUCUUUUUUUCUUUUUUUCCUUUUUCUUUUUCGUUUUUUAUUCAUUUUCUCUUUUUUUUUUUUUGUUUUUUUUUUUUUCUUUCUUUCUUUAUUCUUUCUUUUUUUUCUUUUUAUCUUUUUAUUUUUUUUUUUUCUUUUUAUUUUUUUCCAUCUUUUGCCUUUUUUCUUUUUUUUUUUUUCCUUUUUUUUUCUUUUCAUUUUUUUUUUUUUUUUUUUCUUUCUUUUCAUCAUUUUUUCUUCCAUCUGUUUUUUUUUCUUUUUUUAUCUUUUCCCACUUCUUUUUUUUACCUUUUUUCCUUUUAUUUUUUUUCUUUCUUUUCUUUUCUUUUCUUUCUUUUUUUUUUCUUUUCUUUUUCUUUUCUAUUUUUCUUUUCUAUUUUCAUCUAUAUUCAUCUAUUCUAUUCAUAUCUAUCUAUCUAUCUAUCUAUCUAUCUAUUCUUGACAUUCUGUUCCCUUCUGUUGCGACAUGA